UCUCUCAGCUUGACGGCUUGUCCUCUCGGGCGCUGCUGUCCCGUUAUAAAGUGUCUGCUGCGAUCUUGUGCCAUCGUCCAGGGAUGAGACGGAGAAGGAAACAAAGCUAAGCUCUUACCCUGCAAAUUACACAACAUUCAGCACAGGGACCUGGGAGCUGACUUCAACCGAAAUGUGGCGGAUUUUCAUCCUUUUCCUGGCAGGUGUCAUCCCUCCUCCAUACUCAGGCCUCCAUGUGAUGGUGAGAGAUGAGAAGAGGUACGCCACUCUGUUCCAGUCAGUGGUUCUGCCUUGCCAGUACACCAGUGUUUCCACUCAGUCCGCUAUGGUGAAGUGGAUCUACAAGUCGUAUUGCCGGGACCGCACCAGAGACUCGUUCAGCUUCCCCGACAGCUUGAGCGGAGGCCUGGGCGGCGGCGGGCUGCAGAGUGGAAGCGGAGGGGUCGGCGGAGGCUACGAGGCGGGCUCCACUGCGAGCCACCUCGACUGCUCCGACAGCAGGAGGACCGUCAGGACCGUGGCCUCCAUAUCCGGCUCCUCGGUCACCCUCUCAGAGUACUACAAGAACAGAGACGUUACCAUCAUCAACACAGCAGAUCUGCGUAUAGGAGAGGUCCAGUGGGGAGACAGCGGCGUGUACUUCUGCCAAGUGACUAUAGCUGAUGACAUCGAAGGACAGAAUGAAGCUUCGGUGGAGCUGCUGGUCCUUGGUUUCUCAGGUGUGCCUGAAGAUCUCCUGCCUGACAUUGAUUUGAAGAUUAUGCCAGAGUGGGCGUUUGUGGUGGCCGUGGUGCUCGGCAGCAUUUUGUUCCUGCUGCUGGUUGGAGUUUGCUGGUGUCAGUGUUGUCCCCACUCCUGCUGCUGCUAUGUCAGCUGCUGGUGCUGCCCCGACACGUGCUGCUGCCCCCGACACCUGUAUGAAGCGGGUAAAGGCAUAAAGACUGGCGCCUCCACCCCUCAGACACCAGCCUACCCUCCAUACUUUGUGUCUGGACUGCCAGCCAUGAUCCCCAUCGCCCCGCCCUCCCUGGUGGACAAGGUGUCUACUGUCCCCCCCUCAGAUGGGACUCUAGUGGCAGCAGUAUCUCCGAUGCCCAUGCAAGCUGUAGGGAUUCCCUACCGCGUACCUUCACCGCAGGAUCAAAACUCUCUCAGGGUGCUGCAGUAUGUAGAGAAACAGCUGGCUCACUUCAACCCUUCUGGGUCCAACAGCAAACAGUCCUGUAAUCAAUCGGAGUUGAGCUCCCUCCACGAAGGAGACACCAACUUCCACCAAACUUUCAGGAAUGUCCAGAAGAAAGCUCUGCCCGCCAUCCCUGAUCAAGGCUCCUGCCCGGAGCCACACGGCUACCGUGAGAACCGCAGCCCAGACCUGCAGCGCCACCGUAAGAUCCCCUCAUCGCCUCACCGCUACCGUCUCGACCCUGACUCAGACCACCUCGACAGCCAGGAUGAGCCUCUGCUUCCACGGCGAUACAGCGACGACCCGCCGUCUUCCUCUCAGUCGCACAGGAUCACUCGAAGUCAGAGGCAACAGAACUCCAGUGAUGAAGACAAACACGACAGGUGGAACCCUCGUUCAGAACAUCUGCAGAGGAAGACAUAUCACACUUCGGGACGGACCGUCUCUCUGGAUGAACUGGAGGAGUUUGCUACUACCUACAAGAAGAGAGGAGGCAGAGGAGCAGAACGGAGAGAAGAAGAAAUGGUGGAAUAUGAGAUGGAAGUGCUGCAGUAUGGUGGAUAUCCCUCCCAUCGCAAGGGUCCUCCUCAGCAUUAUUACAGCAAUGGGGAUGAGCUUGACGACAACAGUGAGCAGGAAGGACAUCCCAGAGCAAGCCACAAAAGCAAACACAACAUAAGCCCUCUCUCUUCUCCCAAAAAGAGGGGCAACGCACGGGAUAGGGAGAGGGUCGAGCCGCCUCCCCCCAAAAAGGAUCCGCCAUCGAAUUCCUCUCAGGAAAGGGACUACGAUGCCACUUUCCUGAACAGCCUGUUAGAACGUAAAGCGAAGCUACGAGAAGUUUCCCAGGGGAGAAACGGGACCCAGGCUGAGGAAGAUUUAGAUUGGCCAUCAAUGAGGAGCGGCAAGAAAACCAGCAGAGAGUCCAGUCGCCUCUGCAGCCGCUCUCCCAGCAACAGGCCAGAGGCGGACUCGCUGUCUCCAUCCGACUCAGAGAGAACCAGAACUGAAAGACCGUCUCCACGGCCGCUCCACGCAAACGCCCGCUCCCCUCCGCCUCCUCAUUCUCUGCCCGCUCACAGAGAGGAGCACAGGGACAAGUCCCGGAAAGUGAGCACGCUCCUCAGCCGAGACUCUCUUAUCGUCUGACCGACUGGAAGCCAAAGACAGUGGAAGAACGGAGCCGAGUGAGAGUGAAACCCCACGAGGAGCAAGUCGUCAGCUGAGAAACGAUGACGGAUCCGAGUCUUUGAGUCUGAGGUUUCCAAUCUAUAUGCAGGGAGAACUGUAAGAACAGCUGAAUCAGUAAAGAUACAGGGUGACAGUAACUCUGUGAUACCACUGAGUGAUGAAGUCACUGGCUGUGUCAUGCAUAUCUCCGCUGCACUAGCACUAAUGUCAGCGGGACGUGUGGCCUGGGAUGCUCUUCUCAGUGGGAGGCAGUCCGUCUCCUCUUCGUCACUUUGGGAAAGCGCUGCAGCAGACACUUGCUAACUCUUCAGGCACAAUGAGUGCAUUCAUUUCUAUCUAAUGAGACAUGGGAGUAGAAGAGCCCUGCAGUGGAAUAAAUGAAACUGACAACACGCUCAUUGUAAACAACACCCUCCACCCCUUCACACCCAACCACUGCAUCAGAAAACAAUGUGCAUGAUGUCACUUAUUAACGUUUAACAACUAAAGCACUUAGGUUUGAAAGAGAUACUUUUUUUUUUUUUUUUUUUUUUUUUACAUAAAGCUGAAAGUUGUGACAAACAUCAGCACCGUUAUCAAUGUUUUAUUAAUAAUGAAGACUGAAAUGAAAUUCAUUUACAGCACUGGGCAAAUCUCUCAUUCCUUUGUAUUUGCUUUUCAAGGAGCCAAACGUCAUCGAAAAAGUAUUACAGCAUCUUCCUGUUGCUCCGUCGAGUAAAGUCGAGGUUUUCAGCUACUACUUAUUAUUUAUUAUAACAAUGAAAUGUGUACCAUGUCUUUAAAGGUAUAUUUUUUCAUCUAAACCUCAGAAAAAUUGCAUAAUUCAUCUUCACAAAAUCCAAGAUUCAUAAUUUUUUUUUUAUAAAACAGUGCCUGUAUUCAAAAAUGGCAGUACCCUGAACAUAGUCAAGUAACAAUCAUGAGUUAUAAGCAGCUAAUAUAAAAGCUGAAAACUCUUUGUGAAACAAAUGAGUUGUUUCCCUGGGAAGCACAAUAUGAAGAAAGAACAGGUUUGCAUCGUGCUGUGCCUUAUCUACUAACCCACAUCUAAUGCUUCACUUUACAUUGACGUGAAAAUAGAAGAAGUGACUGGAUAUGUUGUUCUGACACAGCUGCCAUAAUAUUGCACAAAACCAUCAAUCAUUUCAAGUUAAAAUGUUGACUGCGCUCUAAGGAUUUCUGUGCUUUACAGUGCUCUCAGUUUUUUUAUAUAUAUAUAAUAGGAAUCUCUAAAGGUAUUUAAACCAACUUGGCCCUCUUUGAAAAAUGUGUUCAGCCAAUUUGGAAAGGUUUUGAUUCUGAAUGACCCGUUAAAGUCACGGUACAAAUCACUACACUUAUACAAUGUUCAGUAGUCACACCUUCCACAAGUCAGAAGAUGCUUCUGCCUUGAAAAUCUCCCAUGGAAGCUGAAACCACUGAGGUUUUCAGUGAUUUAGGUGUUCUGGAUUCUUUCAUGACCUCCUGAACGAGUCAGUGAUUCGUUCUUGGAGGAAUAUUUGGUUUGCCACGUCAGGGAAGAAUCACCACGGCACUGUGUUUUCUCAAUUUGUGGGUAACGGCCCUCACUUUGGUUAAUUGGCUUCCAAACACAACAAACUUAGUUUGUAACCUUUUCCAGACAAACUGUGGUCAAGACUUUUGUUUUUCAUCUAAUCCUAAUUGUUCUUUUCGACUGAGUGAUGACAUGCACAUGUUAGCUUUUCCUGUGUUUUGUGAUUUUGUAGGUCCCGCACUUUUAAGCUCUCGGUGUGACAAUUGAAAUGUAGCUUUUCAAAAAAUGUGGUUAAUCACAGUUCACAAGGUGAGGGAGGACACAAUUAGUCCACUCAAAGGGCCAAGUUAAUUUGGAUAGCUUUUUAUUUUCUCCUUCAAAACACAAUUCUAAUUUUGAAAAGAGCAUGUCGUUUUUUGCUCAGGGUGUGUUUAUUUUUUGGUGACUUGGAAAUUCAAGUGUGGAAAAAGUAAAACAGGAGAACUCUAUAAGGAGAGAAAUGCUUUCUUCUCAGAACCGUAUAUUAUGGCGGUUGUUUUUAUUCAUAUGACUCAGACAGAGGGAUUAGCAAAGUAUUUCACGAAUGAAGGCAUGGCUUAACGAAGCUGACUGACCUCUGACCCAAAGAGCAACAGUUGUUGCUGGAGUUACAGAGAUUAAAGUUAAAAUUUUGUAACAUUGUUUUGCUUCCAUUCUUGUUCAGCGGUGCUAAAGCAACCAGGGAACAAAGAUGUAAUGAAUUUUCUAUUUCUCACAAUGACUGCUUAUUUUCACUGCCUGUUCCAUUUCUGUUUUUGUAAUGAAGUAUGAAGAUUUUGCUACUUCUAAAUCCGUUUUUUUAUUUAUGAAUGUUCUGGUCGUUUGAUUUUAAAAGGUAAUGUUUGUAUGUUUCAUAUCACUUGAUGCUAAUUAAUCAACACAGAUUUGUUACUUUUUGUUUUCGCCUUUUACUUUUGUUUUUAACACUGCAACACUUUUCUUCGUCCUUAUCAGAGCCAUCGUCAAACAAGUAGAAUAACUUCAUAUUUUCAGUUUUGUCGUGACUUCCGUGUGUCUGUGUGUGCUUUUUGCAUUAGAGAGAGAGAGAUGACUCUUUACUUUUCUGAAAAAAGAAACAGUAUGUAAUUGAGUGUGACUCAUGUCCUUUGUCCAUUGUUGUUAUCAUGGAGCGUCUGUUGUGACUAUGCAGCUGUGUGAAAAGUCAUACACCAUUCAGCCAGUUCAAGUGCAAAUAUCUGCCUGGAAUUUUCAUUACUAAUUCAUCAAUGUAUUUUCUUUCAGAUAUGUCGUGACAUGUAUGUUGUCACAUAUAUGUCAUGGCAUACAUUACGUACAUAUGACAUAUAUGUCAUGAUUUUUUUUUUUAAAUAAACAAAAAUAUAAAUCUC
Molecule: messenger RNA, 5257 nt
Organism: Poeciliopsis prolifica (blackstripe livebearer)
Lineage: Eukaryota; Metazoa; Chordata; Actinopteri; Cyprinodontiformes; Poeciliidae
Product: immunoglobulin-like domain-containing receptor 2
Exons: 10
Coding region: 173-2332 (719 amino acids)
Biological process (GO): pancreas development
Cellular component (GO): membrane
Source: RefSeq, a predicted model, not a curated record